Eimeria maxima is the source of this 267-nucleotide messenger RNA. RefSeq lists its product as hypothetical. Gene Ontology annotation, molecular function: zinc ion binding; cytidine deaminase activity. The record is from RefSeq and is a predicted model, not a curated record. The transcript is spliced from 2 exons. Lineage: Eukaryota; Apicomplexa; Conoidasida; Eucoccidiorida; Eimeriidae. Bases 1 to 267 code for a protein of 88 amino acids.
AUGUACUCCCCCCUGAACACCCAGCAGCAGCAGCAGCAGCAGCAGCAGCAGCAUCAGAAAGAGCAGCAGUAUCAUAAAGACAAUGAUCAGCAGCAGCAACAACUGCUUCCGUUGCAGCAGCAGCAGCAGCAACAGCAGCAGCAGCAGCAGCAGAAGCUUCUUGCUGCAGCAGCAGCAGCAGCAAUGAAUGCCUAUGCACCAUACUCUAAAGAUCGUGUUGGUGUUUCUGUCUUAGCAACAGAUGGUGGCUGCUUGUGCAGCCGUUAG